ACACUGCAUCGAUCAACAGUUCAACAAAAACGCUUCUGCAAGUGGUAAAGUUGUGUCAAAUGCGCGGAUGAAUGUUUCAUGCGAAAAGAAGAAGCGAAGCAAUAAAGGAAUUACAAAUUAGUGAAUCAUAAAUUGUGCUACUGCAUUUGCAAAUUAAACAAUUUUUCUUAUAUAUGUGUAGUAGAAAUAGUGCAAUAAUUUUAUAGAGAAGUGAAAACCUAAGGAUUUUCUUAGUGAUUACAAAUAAAAAAAGGUUACUUAUUUGCUGAAAGCUGCAAGGAAAGUGGAUUCGCGCAGACGCGAUAGAGAAAAGGAAAAAAUCGCCUGCGUCCGUGAAAGAGCGGUUGGUGAAGAAAUAAAAUAAAAUUGGUAAAACAAAAAAAUCAAAUCCACAAGUUUACACGCGAAGGCCUAAUUGCAAAAUUGCAAUCUGUAAUUGUGUUUUGUGAAGACUUGGUGAUUUUGGAGUAAAACAAGUCAAGUAUAAAUCAUUUAUUGGUGAUCUCAGUGGUUUUUGGUUGCGUUUUGCUAUAUAAAUACAUAUAUAUCUGCCAGCUGUAGGCGAAGUGUGCGAAUUAUUGUGUUGAAGUGCCGCUAACUAGCUAAAAGAAGAAAAAAAGGAAAAAAUAACAAAAUGGGUUGUGCAGUGAGUACAUCGCGCGAUAAGGAGGCGGUGGAACAUUCGAAAAACAUCGACCGAGUGUUGCAAAGGGAUGCAGAACGAGCGGCAGCAGAGGUUAAAUUGUUGCUAUUGGGUGCCGGCGAAUCUGGCAAAUCCACAAUUGUUAAACAGAUGAAAAUCAUACACGACAAAGGUUACUCACAAGAAGAAUGCGAACAAUAUCGACGCGUUGUCUACAGCAAUACCAUACAGAGUAUGAUGGCCAUCAUACGUGCUAUGGGUCAUUUGAAGAUAGAUUUUGCGGAUCCAUCGAAAACAGAAAUUGCACGCCAGUUCUUUACAUACGCCUCCACAGCCGAGGAGGGUAUACUACUGCCGGAAAUUGUGCUGCUCAUGAAGAAAUUGUGGGCCGAUGCUGGUGUACAACAGUCCUUUUCCCGCUCACGGGAAUACCAAUUGAAUGAUUCCGCUGCAUAUUAUUUGAAUUUAUUGGAUGAAAUCUCAAAACCAAAUUACAUACCAACACUUGAGGAUGUUCUGCGGACGCGUGUAAAGACCACGGGUAUAGUGGAGACACAAUUCUCGUGUAAAGGCAUGCAUUUCAAAAUGUUCGAUGUUGGUGGUCAACGCUCGGAGCGAAAGAAAUGGAUUCACUGCUUUGAAGGUGUAACGGCAAUCAUAUUUUGUGUCGCACUAUCAGGAUACGAUCUAGUACUUGCCGAAGACGAAGAAAUGAAUCGUAUGAUUGAGUCACUCAAACUAUUCGAUUCAAUAUGCAAUUCCAAAUGGUUUGUGGAAACAUCUAUAAUAUUAUUCUUGAAUAAGAAGGAUUUAUUCGAAGAGAAAAUCAAAAGAUCUCCACUCACAAUUUGCUUUCCGGAAUAUACAGGUCCCAACACUUACAAAAAAAAAAACAAUUAUAUACGUAUAAAAUUCGAAAGUCUCAACAAACGAAAAGACCAGAAAGAGAUUUAUACACAUUUAACAUGCGCAACGGAUACGAACAAUGUACGCUUUGUUUUUGAUGCCGUCACCGAUGUUAUCAUUAAGAACAAUCUUCGAGAUUGUGGGCUUUUUUAAUAUUACACUCUACACUCUAGUUAAUAUGUUUGCAAUUAAGUUAGUCUCAUACCCCUUACGACAUAUGUAUGCAUAUCUAUUCCAUAAAAUAUUUAUGUAUGAAUUCGGGUUGUGCAUUCUGUAUGUGUUAAUGUGGCAGUUUUCAUACUCAAAUAACGGUUUAUUCAUUAUAGAUCAUUCAACCAAUCAUACAUUCCAAUACUUUUUGUUGUUUCAAGUCACUACAAACAUAUUGCAUACCUAAGCCGUAGGUACUAUUAUAUACAUACAUAUAUACAUAUAUUUAUAUGCCACGUAACAAUUCCGCUGUACAUAUGUACAUAUGUGCUGUUACAAAAUGUCAAGUUCAUUAAAUUACGCUGCGUAGGCACAUUUUUUCAAGUAAACCUUUAAUAUAUGUAAGUAAGUAUUAUCAAAAAACAAAAAAAAAAAAAAAAAA
This is a messenger RNA of Ceratitis capitata (Mediterranean fruit fly), 2141 nucleotides long. It is a transcript of the gene Galphai, whose product is annotated as G protein alpha i subunit. Gene Ontology annotation, molecular function: G-protein beta/gamma-subunit complex binding; G protein-coupled receptor binding; GTP binding. The transcript has 5 exons. NCBI's taxonomy places the organism in Eukaryota, Metazoa, Arthropoda, Insecta, Diptera, Tephritidae. Gene Ontology annotation, cellular component: heterotrimeric G-protein complex. The record is from RefSeq and is a predicted model, not a curated record. Gene Ontology annotation, biological process: adenylate cyclase-modulating G protein-coupled receptor signaling pathway. Bases 635 to 1702 code for a protein of 355 amino acids.